This is a messenger RNA of Phaeoacremonium minimum UCRPA7, 546 nucleotides long. Its product is annotated as putative protein orm1 protein. Gene Ontology annotation, cellular component: endoplasmic reticulum membrane. NCBI's taxonomy places the organism in Eukaryota, Fungi, Ascomycota, Sordariomycetes, Togniniales, Togniniaceae. The transcript has 3 exons. Gene Ontology annotation, biological process: negative regulation of ceramide biosynthetic process; ceramide metabolic process; intracellular sphingolipid homeostasis. The record is from RefSeq and is a predicted model, not a curated record. The coding region runs from base 1 to 546 and encodes 181 amino acids.
AUGGCCGACACCAAGGCAAACCGUCGGAGGAGAUCUAGUAGUAUUCUCCAGGUCUACCAUGAACCGCCUGAGAGCAUCGAGCAGCUCAACGACCAGUCCACCCUUCCCAAUCUUAACGCAAACUGGGUGAAUGCCAAAGGCGCAUGGACCAUCCACAUUGUUCUGAUAUGCCUGCUCAAGGUCCUCUACGAUAUCAUCCCCGGUGUCUCGCAGGAGACGUCAUGGACCCUAACCAAUAUUUCUUACAUGUUUGGGUCAUACAUCAUGUUCCAUUGGGUCCGAGGCGUGCCUUUCGAGUUCAAUGGAGGAGCCUAUGACAAUCUGAACAUGUGGGAGCAGAUCGACGAUGGCGCUCAGUACACUCCGGCCAAGAAAUUCCUCCUCAGCGUUCCAAUCGUGCUUUUCCUCCUCAGCACCCACUACACACACUACGACUUGACAUACUUUACAAUCAACUUCCUCGCCGUUUUGGCGGUAGUCAUUCCCAAGCUGCCUUUUAGCCACCGCAUGAGGGUGGGCCUCUUCUCGGGAGUGCCAGACGAAUGA